ACUGAAGGUGGGGCCUCUGCAGAUAUACCUUAAUGUCAUCAGAGUUAAUCAGCAUUCAACUUUAUAAGGCCUGGCUGCAGGGGAGAGAAACUGGUGCAGUAGACAAAGAAGGGGAAUAAGAUGUGGUGGUUUGUUGUAGUAGUAUGGCUAACACAAGCCAUUGCAAGCUCAGAAGAGGCUGGCAAUCGAAACACAGAUGAAAAUCCAGAAGUUCAUAUGAAUUCUAGUGAGGUGAUUCGCUACGCAGGGUACCCCAGUGAGAACUAUGAAGUCUUGACAGAGGAUGGUUAUUAUUUGACAAUAUGCAGAAUUCCACAUGGAAGAAAAAAUCAAACCAGAGAUCCAAAGCCUGUCGUACUUCUCCAACAUGGAAUAUUUACAGAAGCUGGCUGUUGGGUUGCAGAUAUGGCCAACAACAGCCUUGGUUUCAUUUUAGCAGAUGCUGGCUAUGAUGUCUGGCUGGGAAACAACAGAGGAACGAGCUGGUGUCAGAGACAUCAGAAUUUUUCCAUAAAGCAAAAGGAGUUUUGGGAUUUCAGUUUCCAUGAAAUUGCCAUAUUUGAUAUUCCUGCAACAAUAAACUUUAUUCUGCAGAAGACUGGGCAAAAACAACUAUAUUACAUUGGCCACUCUCAAGGCACUACUCUUGGUUUUAUAGCAUUUUCAACUUUUCCACAACUGUCUCAAAAAAUCAGAACAUUCUUUGCCUUGGCACCGUUGAUUUCUAUGAAACAUACCACAGCCUUUUAUGCAAGAAAGUUACUCUACCUUCCUGAAAACGUCCUCAAGAAACUGUUCAUCAGCAAUGAUUUCUUUUUCUCACGCAAGCCUGUGAGAGACGCUGUUUUCAAGUUAUGCAAUACAGCUAUAAUGAAGAAAAUCUGUCUGGAUUGGUUAUCAGGUGGAGUCAAUGAAGCAAAUAUAAAUAUGAGCCGUGCAGAUGUGUAUCUCUCUCACAUUCCAGAUGGGGGAUCAGUCAAAACCAUUCUUCACUGGAGACAGGUUUCAAAAUCAGGAUUAUUCAGAUAUUUUGACUAUGGAAGUGGGAAUCAGGCAAAAUAUAACCAGUCCUUUCCUCCUUCAUAUCAUUUAGAAGCCAUGACUGUACCAACUGUAAUAUGGUCUGCUGAAAAGGAUACUAUGGCAAAUCCCAAAGAUACGUCUCUGUUACUUCCUCAGAUUAAUAACCUCAUUUACUACCACAGUUUUCCAGACUGGUGCCACUGGGAUUUUGUUUUAGGUCUUGAUGCCCCCCAACGCCUAUACCAUAAACUCAUUGAAUUUAUGAAAAAAUCACUGUAAAUAAAUAUUUUACAUUUUGAGUUUAAAGGUAUCUUUUUUAUUUGUGUCAGGAUAACCCAGUGGCCAAGAAUGGUGUAAGAAGGAUUCUAACUUAUCAAAUGCUACUUCAACACUAUGUUGCAUACUGGUGUAAAUGGUAUUUUCUGGCUUUGUUUAAUAUGUCAUAUUUAAUCCUUGUACCCUGUUUCACAUUUCUGAAAUCCUAGUCUAUUGCAUUAUUUAUUAUUUGUUUCCUCAUCUUAUUAAUAAAAGGGACUUUCAUAUGUAAUCUGACUUGAGAAUUAGUGAUAUAGACUGUGUAUAACAUAAAUAAAAUAAACUUCUAUAAAUAUACAGCACCUAGGGUACAAAAAGCGAGUAAUUAUGAAAUAAAAGCAU
This is a messenger RNA of Sphaerodactylus townsendi, 1680 nucleotides long. RefSeq names its product lysosomal acid lipase/cholesteryl ester hydrolase-like. NCBI's taxonomy places the organism in Eukaryota, Metazoa, Chordata, Lepidosauria, Squamata, Sphaerodactylidae. The transcript is spliced from 10 exons. Gene Ontology annotation, molecular function: hydrolase activity, acting on ester bonds. The record is from RefSeq and is a predicted model, not a curated record. The coding region runs from base 121 to 1302 and encodes 393 amino acids.